Messenger RNA from Grosmannia clavigera kw1407, 3006 nucleotides. Its product is annotated as cytochrome c oxidase assembly protein. The transcript has 8 exons. NCBI's taxonomy places the organism in Eukaryota, Fungi, Ascomycota, Sordariomycetes, Ophiostomatales, Ophiostomataceae. The record is from RefSeq and is a predicted model, not a curated record. Gene Ontology annotation, cellular component: mitochondrial inner membrane. Bases 1 to 3006 code for a protein of 1001 amino acids. Gene Ontology annotation, biological process: mitochondrial respiratory chain complex IV assembly.
AUGAGCGUCUCCGAAGUUGCUCGCUGUCUUGCCGCUACCGGCUUUGCCCGCCGCGCUAUCAAUGGUCAGGAGGGCUUGUAUAUUCUCUCCGUUGACGAGGGCAACCUGGUUGAAAAACAUUUCGUUGGCAAUGAUGUCGAAAGCGAGAACAUUGUGGCAUCGGACGUUCGUGAGGGCUGCUCGACGCCGUAUCUCUUUCAUGAGCAGAGCAAUAUGCGCAUCAUUUACCUCAUCGACCAAGCCAACACACUGCAGAUGUACACGUUCAAUGAUGAAACGCUCGAAUGGGAGCAGUCGCCUGGGUUUCUCCAACUCGCCAUCCAGACUAGCCCUCAGAGCCAGCUCGCCGCUAGCAUCACUCCGGGCGGCGAGACCGCCAUCUGCUACCAAAACACUGACGGCCAGCUAGCAGGAAUUGUCACUCAGACUAUCCCAGCCAGUGAAGACAACAAUGAAGGCAGAAAAAUCGGUUGGUUGGCCAUUGGUCCCCUCACAGAUGCCACCCCCAAGGCGGGCACACCCGUUCGUCUUGAAAUAUUCGAUGAGAAGCUGCACCUAUUCUACGUGCACGGGGAAACCGGCGGCCUGCGUUACGUAUUGCUGGACCCGGCGGUCACCAAAUGGGAGGACCACGAGCUUGGGAACAGUGUGUUCGGCAACGACACGCCCAUCAUCAGCUUUUUAGUGACGAAGAAUUCCGACAAGCUGCUGGAGACCUACGUCCACACUGCCGGGGGCACGAUCUGGAACGUGCUAGAGACCGGAAAAGACCGCAAAAACUUGGGCGAGGUGAACGUGGAGGGCGAUUUCAAGCCGGCCAACAAUGCACAGUCAGACACAUCAGACGAUGACUUUGACAACUUUGUCCUGCCACGGGUUGCAGCCUACCAUAUGGGGGUUGGCGGGACGGAUGAAAUGGACGAGUACGGCCUUGGCCGGAAUGUUUCACCUUCUAGAUGGAUGAAGUGGGUUUUAAAGCUCAAGUUUGUGAAAGAGGGAGCGGAAAAACACGGCAAUGGCUUUCUUGUCAACAUUCCUAAUCAGAAGUACGAUAUCGUUCUCACGGCUGCACACAACUUGGUCGAAAAGGCGAACACUUACACGACUGACCUCCGUAUCGUAUUCGCCGAGGAGGAGAAAUCAAUCGACUCGAGCAUGAUCCGUGUCUGCCAAACGUACCUUGACAGUCCGUCUGAAAAUUUCGCCAUCUACGACUAUGGUGUGAUCCUGCUCCAUCGCAACGUGUUGAAUCCCCGCCGCGGAUUUGGUUUUGGGCUCAUGCUCGGUGUGGCAUCGCCGCCGGAAGGUCGUCUGCUCUACGUAAGCGGCUACCUGCCCAAAGACUCGGGGAAGGGAGGCGAGCCGCGACGGUCCGAGGGAAAUUGUGUGCAAGCCGGAUCUAGCCAACUAGUAUAUCGUGCGGACACAGAGGCGGGAAUGAGUGGUGGGCCAGUUUGGUUAGGAUUUCGGGGGACCGAGACAGUGGUAGCGAUUCACAACUAUGGAGGCGGCGACGAGAAAAAUCCGAGGAACAAGGGCACCCGAAUCAACCUGGAAGUAUGGCGUACUGUUAGUACAUGGGCCGAAGCCAUGUGGACUAACAAAUCCCUGCACUAUUAUCCGACUACUUCUUCAUCAUCCAAGAGCAAUGCCACCGCCAGCUCUUCUCCCACCUACCAGAUGCACUUGCACAUGCAGAUGCCCUCCUCGAUGGCCAGAAGCAACAAUACAUACGCCGGCGAAAUUGGCUCUGGCCGCGUGCGUGUCGGCUGUCCCGGUCGUGUCGAGACAUUCUUUGACAUUUUACCCAUUGCAGCACGGCCGAUGGACGGCGACUCUCUUGUGUGUUAUGGAUUUAUACUGACGAAAUAUGCCGUGGCAGACGAAGGAGAAGAAGAAGAAGCGGAAGGGAGAGUUCAGACGUCGCCGCUUACCCCGCCAGCUGUACAAAUAAAUUCCCUUGAGGCUUCUAAAGAAAAAACCCUGUGGGUGCAUUGGAACCCCGCCUCCAAGCUGGUCUCCGUAGCCGAGUACCUCGAUACACAUGUGGAAGUGAGGCUGCAAAAUGUGGUGAGGUCGCCCCAAACGCCGUUUGCCAUGCAAGUGCGUGUCACAAACGGAUGGAUGCAGAUUAAAAUGGGUCGUGAGGAUUUGAUAGAGGCCGACCUGGAGCCGCUGAGGGAGGACCCGGAGGCAUACGAGGAUACGUCGGAGGUGUCUUUUAUAAAAGUUGCAAAGGAAAAGCUCGACAAGACGUUUGUUCGAGCCCCUUGCAAUGCUGUCUGCGCCGGCAAGCAGCAGGGCGGCGGCGACGGCCAGCCGGCUGUGGAAGCAGCCCGCGACCGCACCGGCCGACGGGCGACGGCACAGGCGCCACGGCCGGGUGAUGGUCCGCUGAUGGAGCGGCGGGCGGACCGCGAGCUGCCAGAUGUGGGCCGGACGCGGUUCCGGUGGAUGCGCACGCUGCCGUGGUUUGUGCUCAUGGUGGCGGGCAGCAGCGUGGCCAUCUUCAACUACCAGAAGUCGUCGAGCCCGGUGGUGUCGUCGACGCUGUACGCGCUGCGCACGUCGCCGCGGGCGCGGGCGCUGCUGGGCGACGAGAUCUACUUCCGCGACCGGAUUCCGUGGAUCGCCGGCGAGAUGAAUCAGCUGCAGGGCCGCAUCGACGUGCAGUUCAUGGUGCGGGGCACGCGCAGCGAGGCGCGCAUGCGCUUCACCAGCCGGCGGCCGUCGUCGCGCGCCGUCUUUGAAACGCUCGAGUGGAGCCUCGAGACGGCCGACGGCCGUAAGAUCGACCUGCUCCAGGACGUGGCCGAUGGCCAGGACCCGUUCCGUGGCAUCCAGUUGCUGCCGGACGACUACGUCGACGUGGCCGAGGAGCUCGGCUGGGAGGGCGUGCGGGGGGCGAGGGAAGGUGCUGCAAGUAGUGUGGGUGCGGGCGUGAACCCUGUCGUGGCGACGACCAGCGACGAGACCCGGGGCUUCCGACAGGCGGUGCGGAAGUAA